AUGGUUUGCUCCCCCCGAUUCAUCACCACUCUCCUCCGUCUUUGGAAGAUCAAGACCGUCGAUGUGUACCGCGUCGGGAUCGAGCCGGUCGAUAUCAACGCGUUCGAGUACCGCAGCAAGCGCGAGCUCCAGAUCGUCGAGCAUGCCCUUAUCAGCACUCGAUACCCGCACAACCUCAACUCAGCCCCUGGCGGUUUCCUCCACGACUUCAAGGUCGACGUGUAUUCGCCUUCCCCCCUUCCGAUCACGCCCCACGAAGCUGAACCAACCUCCGUCGACAACGGCAUCAAGCGCCGCCUGGAAGGCAUGUACCAAGCGUACGCCAGCCAGCGCAGUGAUGGGACGAGCAUCAACCCGCAGCCCUCGCGCAUCUGGUUAACGCUGCGACUGCCCAGUUCAACGGCGCACACGCCGAGAUUGGCUACCGCCCUGCCGCCGUUUUGCAACCUGUACACUGAUUUCGAACUUAACUGGUGGUUCUGGGUCAUCAUAUUGCUCCUCCUGCCGUAUCUCCAAGUCGUAGGAUGGCCGGCAGUGGUGUGGUUGGAGUCAAGAGAAGUGAUCACUGCCUUUGUUGACGGUCGACUUGCCGGAGCGUCGCAGUUCAUGAACGCCCCGGACUUCGACGAGUGCUUGACCCACGUCCCCUCCGCGCCGACAGGCCCUGGCCCAAAAAGAACCAUCGACAUGGCGCUGUGUGCGGGCCACGCAGUCAUCUGCGACCUUGGACAUGGGAACUUCACGAUUGCGCUGCUGUGUUACGACCGCGGCGUCCUGAAGUACGACCCCGAGCUGGCCCCGGACCGCGAGGCGCUCCAGCAAGUCGCAGAUGCCGACCAUCAAAGACGCCUGUGUGCGUACAAGCAGUACGUCAUGCAGCACGGCCACCCGUCCGACCUGGGCUCGUACGGCAAGCUGCAUGACGCGGGAGAAGUGGCUGUCCCAGCCGAACUGCGUGCCGAUAUGGAGAGGCUGCGUGCCCUGGUCUGCGAGCGCGAGGCCGUCAAUCUCCGCCUCCGUGCCCAAGCCGCUGUCGCCCGUGGCUCAGCUAUCGGCCUCACGUCUGAGGGCGCGACGAAGGUCGCCAAUGAGACGCAUGCCGCUCGCACUUUCGCUGUCGGCAACAAGACCUUCCGUGGCAAGGACGACCCCGAGCGCGUCAAGCAGUUCGAGCGGUACCUGGAGGAACAACAAGAACUUAUUGCCCGGCGCCUUCCUUACCCCCAGCACCAGUAUCGGCCUGACGGGAUGUCCCUUGACAAUUGGCAGGUUUGGUUCUGUCGACUUGACCCCGGCCAGGAGCUCAUGACUGCCCGCCGCGUUGGGAAGGAGAGGAAGAAUGGGAUGGCCGAUUACGAACGAUUCAGUUCUGGGGACCUGAUCGUUGAGUGGGUCAUCUGGGGCGGAGACGCUGCCGAGCAUCACUACCUCUCUGAUCUGGGCUUGAUCAGAGCGAUGGGAUGGUCUGGAAUAAUUCCGCCCGACUUUGACGGCCUAACGAUCCCUCCUGCCGUAGUGAAGCCCGACUCCUCCGACGAGUUCAAGAUGGCGACGGCCAUUGGCCUCGCCCUCGCCUACAGUCACGGCGCUCCAGAGCUGCGUGACGUUGCGGCCAACACGGACACGACCUCGACAUACAUCGAACGGUCGACUGGAUCAUCGACAAUGUAUAACUACUGUCAGCAGGAUUGCGUCAUCUCCAGGCCGUUCAAGCUGGCAAUGCAUCAGUGUGAAGACAUCAAUGGAGACCGCUACCCUCCGACGAAGCGCCGCAAGACAGCGGAGGGUGAGUCGACGAAAGCCAACGCCUAUCGUAACAGCUCGAAGAUGGUCCCGGUGCGAUCAUUGCACUUCCACGAGAUGCCGCCAAGGGUCAGGUCGUGGGCUUGGGCCUCCUUCGUGUCGGCCUCCAACCCCCUCAACGUCACGGCCUCCUUCUUCCCGGAGAACCCCGGCCCUCUUCCCGCCCGUCCCAUUAUCUCGCCAGGCUUUGGACCCACCGAUGUCCAACGCCAGUCGAACGCACCCGCCCCCUCCAACCGCAAAGGAAAGCGAAGCGACAAAGCGGGCAAGGGUAGUACUCGUCAAGUGAGCGCGGGCAGCGGAGGCGCGGGGAUGACAAAGGCCAAAGCCAGCGGCUCAGGUAGCAGCCCUUCAGACGUUGGUAAGAGUACCAAGAUGAACCGUGUGCGGGAGCUCGAGCACCAAGACCUUCCCGUUCAAAAAUGGUUGUACAUACAUUACGCUCAAAUACUCAAAUGGAUGCAAGUCGUGUGGAAAAGAGGUGGUUAG
Trichosporon asahii var. asahii CBS 2479 is the source of this 2292-nucleotide messenger RNA. RefSeq lists its product as uncharacterized. The transcript is spliced from 5 exons. The record is from RefSeq and is a predicted model, not a curated record. The coding region runs from base 1 to 2292 and encodes 763 amino acids. NCBI's taxonomy places the organism in Eukaryota, Fungi, Basidiomycota, Tremellomycetes, Trichosporonales, Trichosporonaceae.